GUUCCGCCUGGACAUCUACCGCUGCCUUGCCAGCCCAUCUCUGAUCAUGCUGACUGAAGAAGAUCCUAUUCUCAGAGCCUUUGAGCUGAGUGCAGACCUCAAGGAGCUCAGCCUGGUUGAGGUGGAGUUCAGGAAUGAUUAUGAGGAGCUGGCAAAGCAGUGUAAGAUGUUUGCCAAGGACCUGCUGGCUCAGGCUCGAAACUCUCGAGAGCUAGAAGUGAUUCUCAACCACACAUCCAGCGAGGAUCACGUUGACAAGAGAGGCUUACUGGAGGAGCGCAUGAACCUCAGUCGACUCAAGCUUGCUAUCAAGUACAACCAAAAAGAGUUUGUGGCUCAGUCCAACUGUCAGCAGUUCCUCAACACCGUCUGGUUUGGGGAAACGGCCAGCUACCGGCGCAAACACACAUGUCUAAAGAUGGCCACGGUACUGAGCGUGGCCAUGCUUUGGCCGCUGCUCUCUGUCUGCUACCUUCUGGUGCCGCGAUCCCGCGUGGGCCAGAUCAUCCAUACACCUUUCGUCAAGUUCAUCAUCCACAGCGCCUCCUACUUCACCUUCCUGCUGCUGCUCAACCUGUACUCAUUGGUCUACAACGAGGGCAAGAAAAACACCAUGGGCCCUGCGCUGGAAAUGAUAGAUUACCUGCUCAUCCUCUGGAUCAUAG
Messenger RNA from Plectropomus leopardus (leopard coralgrouper), 665 nucleotides. The record is from RefSeq and is a predicted model, not a curated record. NCBI's taxonomy places the organism in Eukaryota, Metazoa, Chordata, Actinopteri, Perciformes, Serranidae.